UUGGAGGCGGCAGCGAUUCCGCCAUAAAUCAGACGGGCGGGAGGGUUAUGUUUGGGUUGUCUUUUCCAACACUAACAACAGAGCCCGCUCAAAAAUGCGUAUUUAUGUCUGCGCCCAUCGCGGACCCAAACUGCUGAAGUUUCAAGGAGAGUUUGGACACCGCUGUCAGACAUACGGUUGCCUCUCCCUGCUGGUGACAGUGCAGGAUACUGAGCGUUACACCACCCUAUUUGCCAGUAUUACCCUCAAGUGUGACUACAGCACUUCAGCCCAGCUGCAGGAUGUAGUGGUGACCUGGCGCUUCAAAUCCUUCUGCAAGGACCCCAUCUUUGAUUACUACUCAGUCUCAUACCAAGCCAGUUUAGCUCUUGGCCAGGACCCGUCUGAUGACUGCAAUGAUGUCCAACGAAAGGUGCGCAUUGUCAUCCAGAAAUAUGGGCAGAAUGAGCCUGUGCUGGGUGUUGACUACCGGCAACGAAAGAUCACCAUCCAGAACCGGGCAGACCUUGUUAUUAGUGAAGUCAUGUGGUGGGACCAUGGCGUAUACUACUGCACUGUGGAAGCACCAGGAGAUACCUCAGGGGAUCCGGACAAAGAAGUUAAGCUAAUUGUUUUACACUGGCUCACAGUACUCCUCAUCAUCCUCGGUGGUCUCCUCCUCCUCCUGCUGAUUGGAAUAUGUUGGUGCCAGUGCUGCCCCCAGCAUUGCUGCUGCCACAUCCGGUGUGUCUGCUGCCCAACCCGGUGCUGCUGUAAUGAGAAAGUACUGGAACGGCAUCGGUUCAUGAAGCGGGCUCAGGCUUUUGCACCGUGGAUGUUACCUAACAUGUUCUAUGGAGGUGCUGAUAGGAACUCACAACUUUCCUCUUAUCAGCUGAACCCUCUACUGCAACAAGAUGUGUCUCUGCAGAACAGUCUUCCACUGGUGCAGCCACAAGCUCAACUUUCCCCUAACAAAGGUGUUUUGGACUAUCUGGAAUCUGAAAUCCAAAACCUUAACCCGUCACAGCCCCGGCCACCCUCCAACCAGCGGCAGGCAGUGCAGCCCAGCUUGCUGUCCUCCCUGGGCAGCGACAUCAUGCAGCGUGGCACAAAUGGUCUUCCUCCUCUCAGUGGUCGUGCUUCUUCCUCCCAUGGGAGCAGCAACUCCUCACGUCCACAGAGAACUACCCACAGCCCCAGAACUUGGGACUCCAUAGCAGAGAACAGGAGGGAAGAUCGGAGGUGGCCCUUGCCUUCCAGUGAAGAUUCUCGUUCCAGCUACAGUCGGGAAACCCGGGACAGGCAGCGAGAUGACCAUCCUCCAAGGCAGAGGGCAGGCGGCUACGAUCACAGGCCCCAGCGCUCCAGGCGGGAUGUGUCGCCCACCCGCCAGACUGAGAGGGGAAAAAGCAGCAGCAGCAGCUGCAGUUUCUAUUCAGAGGAGGCCAAGGAGCACUCCAGCCACCACCGUGGCCGGAGACGGCAGCCUGCAGUGAGGCGAGAGUACCAGCAGCACACCAGGAACAGCAAUAACUCAAGGCACCGGCGGCACAGCUACUCUCCCCCAUCUCGACGGGGAUCAUGGAGCUCCUCAGAAGAACAAAUCCGUCUCCCAGCGACAAACCGCAGGCGGCACAACCGGUCUCGGGAAUGGCCAGAAGAUAAACCUCCCAGUUAUCGCUCACUAGAAAUCAUCCCAGAUCGGGACAGCAAGCCCAGAGAAGGUGCAGGGCCACGCUCGGACAGAGGAAGUUCCUAUAGUGCAAGAAGCAUUGUCAUUUAAUGCCAGUACUGAAAGAAUGAAGAUUCACACUGGACUCUUUCUAGCUUUUUUUACUAUAUAGUUGGGAUGACUGCUUUUGAUUGAACCAGCAAAGGAAAAACAAACAGAAGAUGAAACUACUUUUGAAGAAGAUACGUCUAGUGGACUUGAAAGUGAUAUAUAACCUAUAUUUAUUCCUACUUUGAUUUGGAAACAUAGGUUUGUGAUGGGCUGAAAACAUGCUAUUGGAUACAGUAAAUUUUUUUAAUAAACAGUGUAUUCCCAGA
Meleagris gallopavo (turkey) is the source of this 2031-nucleotide messenger RNA. NCBI's taxonomy places the organism in Eukaryota, Metazoa, Chordata, Aves, Galliformes, Phasianidae. The record is from RefSeq and is a predicted model, not a curated record.